Molecule: messenger RNA, 3460 nt
Organism: Dendrobium catenatum
Lineage: Eukaryota; Viridiplantae; Streptophyta; Magnoliopsida; Asparagales; Orchidaceae
Exons: 10
Coding region: 139-3207 (1022 amino acids)
Source: RefSeq, a predicted model, not a curated record
CGGACGGACGUACCAAGGUAAUAAGACACUUCAAUCGUUGUCUUCAGAUUUCUUCCACGAUCUUCCUGUCUUACUUAAAAACAAAAAACCCUAGAAUUCCUGGGCCACUUUGCAACAAAGCUCUCCUCCAUAGAAGAAAUGGCGUCACUGGGCAACUCCUUGUUUCCUGGCUCGCUACAGGUGCGAUCCAUCCGUCGGGGCCAUGAAUCGUCUUCCGUCCUUCGUCGGAUCCGAUUCCGUUUAUACCGACCCCGGAUUGUUCUUGCCUCUGCUUCCCGAGGGAGCACAAAUGAAGAUAGGGAAGGACAAUCAUGGAGCAUCAUCAACAAGUUGCCUGAGACAUUUGCCGGAUGGUCUGGAUUGGAGAGCGAGGGCGGGGGGAAUUCUCAGGAAAAGGGAGGGCGUGGAGGGAUGCUGGGAGCAGGGCUUGCUGGACUCUUUCUUUUUGGAGGGCUUACCUUUGCAACGUUGUCCCUCCGCAGCAAAAACAGCAGAAAUACUUUUGGAGUCAACAAACAGAUGAAACCCUUAACAACUGAGCAAGAAGUUCUGUUGACUUCUGAUGAUCAGAGUUCAGAAAUUGUUCAGGAUGGAAAUGAGACUAGUGCAAUAUCAUCUGACAAAGAGACCAGGAUAAAUGACCACAAUCCUGAUUCUGUGACAGGUAUAAACAAGGACCCUUUUCCUCCACUAGAAAAUUCUGAUAUUACUGAGGAUAAACAUGAUAUUAUUAAUCAAUUGGUGGUUCCAUCAGCUGAAAUCCUUGAUUUGAAUGAUGAUGGGAUUGGAUCUGUGGAUAGAUUUAAUCAAGCUUCAGGUGGAGAUGACCUGCAUAUUGAAACUGUUGUUGAUGAUAUUUCUGUACCUGCAGAUUCUAAUCCCUUCCUACCUGAAUUUUAUGCAAACAAUGCAACUGAUUUAACCCCUAAUGAUCUGAAUACUAUGGAGUCACAGAGUAUUGUAUUUUCUGGUUCAUCUGGUUCCACUGUCAGCCAUAAUGAGAAUCUUCAAAUCACCAAUGAUUUUGACUCGUUAUCCUUUAACACUUUUUCAACGGAUUAUGCCAUUGAGCAGGGAAAUCCAAGCCUUGAAGAUAUUGUCAAGUCCAAUGAUCCCUUGGAUAUUUUGAGUGAAUAUGAAGGCUCACCUGGUGAGCCUUUGAGUUUAAGUGGUACAAUUCAAGAGUCAAGUAAUUCCAUUGACACUGAGUUCAGCCCUGAUGGUGUAAUAGAAAAUGUAGAUUUUGUUUCAAAGGGAGAUGAUUUUCUUGAUAAUGGUUUGCUGCAGCUUUCCCCUGAAGGUGUUACAUCAGGGCGAGUUGAAUAUUCUUCAAUUAAUACUGUUUCAUCUGGCGUUGGCUCUAGUUCAGAUCUUGGUCAAAAUGAAGCCCUAGUUUUUCCUGCUGACUCAAUCAAUAUUGAAGAAGGGUUUAAAUUAGAGGAAGCUACCUCUAUAACAUAUUCUGUUCCAGUAUAUGCUAAUCACACUGAAAAUGAACCUAAUAUUAGCAUCUAUAAUCGAAGUAACAAAGACUCAACAUUUGAGUCAAUACUUCCUCAGAAGUCAUUCCUUUUUACUGGUGUACCUGCUCCAUCUCUCGUGUCUUCAGCAUUGCAGGUGCCUCUAGGAAAGGUUCUUGUUCCUGCAGUAGUUGAUCAGGUUCAGAGUCAGGCUUUCGCAGCCUUGCAAGUUCUGAAGGUGAUUGAGGCUAGUGUUCAACCUGGAGAUCUAUGCACCCGCAGGGAGUAUGCUCGUUGGUUGGUUUUUGCAAGCAGUGCCCUCUCCAGGAAUACAACUUCGAAAUUGUAUCCGGCAAUGUAUAUAGAGAACGUUACUGAGCUUGCUUUUGAUGAUAUCACUCCCGAAGACCCAGAUUUCUCCUGUAUUCAAGGCUUAGCGGAGGCUGGAAUAAUAUUCAGCAAGCUUUCACUUUCUGAUACGAGUGGCUCUUCCACCCAGAGUCAAGAGCCGCUUCUCUUUUCUCCUGAAAGUCUUCUUUCACGUCAAGAUCUUGUGAGCUGGAAGAUGGCCUUAGAGAGAAAACAGCUUCCAGAGGUUGACAAAAAUCUUCUCUACCAGACAUCUGGUUUUAUAGACAUUGAGAAAAUAGACUCAGGCGCAUGGCCUGCACUGCUAGCAGACUUAUCUUCAGGGGAACAGGGCAUCAUUUCCCUUGCUUUUGGUUAUACCAGAUUAUUUCAGCCCAACAAACCUGUUACAAAGGCUCAAGCUGCCAUCGCUCUUGCCACUGGUGAAGCUGCUGAGAUUGUCGGUGAGGAACUUGCACGCAUCGAAGCUGAAUCAUUGGCAGAAACCGCUGUAAAUGCACAUACUGCUCUAGUUGCGCAAGUUGAGAAAGAUCUCAAUGCUAGUUUUGAGCAAGAGCUUGCAAAGGAAAGGGAGAAGAUAAAUGCUUUGGAAAAACUGGCCGAGGAAGCAAGACUGAAAUUGGAAAGAAUAAGAACUGAAAGAGAAGAAGAAAACAAUGCUAUCCUUAGAGGGCAGGCUGCUGUGAAAUCUGAAAUGGAAGUUCUCUCAAGACUGAGGUGUGAAGUACAAGAGCAGUUACAAGAGCUUAUGACUAACAAGGUGGAAAUAUCUUUUGAGCGUGAAAGGAUAACCAAACUUCAAAAAGAAACAGAAAGUGAGAAUCAAGUAGUCGUUCAGUUGCAAUAUGAGCUAGAAGUUGAGCGGAAGGCAUUGUCCAUGGCUAGGACAUGGGCUGAAGAGGAGGCUAAAAGAGCUCGGGAGCUAGCAAGAGCUCUUGAGGAGGCUAGGGAAAGAUGGAUAAAGCAUGGAAUUAAAGUGGUAGUUGAUGAAGACCUGCAAGAAGAUGCCACAACCGGAAUUACAUGGGCUACUGCUGGGAAGCAAUCUCCAGUUGAUGAAACAAUUAGCAGAGGAGAAAAUUUGGUCGAGAAACUCAAUGCAAUGGCUGCUGAAAUAAAACUCAAAUCCUCAAUCGUGAUUAAGAACAUAAUUCAUACCAUAGUUGCUUUAAUUUCAGCUCUCAAGCGAAAGGCAUCUGAGAGUUCGAAGCAUUUGGCAGAGCUCCAAGGUAAGAUUGUUCUGAAGGCUGGCAGAUCAUUAGAAAUCUUCAAGGAAAGUGCUUCUGUUACCAGCUCUAACAUUGCUGAAAGAGCAAGAAGAGUCCUUGAUGAUUGCAAAGAAAGCGUUGAGAAAAUUUCACCAAAGUUCAAAGCUUAAUGGAUCUGGAACUUCAUCAAAUUUUUAGUAUUGCUACUUUUUAUAGUACUUUGUCUACUGAAUGUACUACUUUUGUCAACUUCCUUUUGUGGGAAGGUCCAGGAGUUAGAAAGUUAAGAGUGAUUGGAACUCCCAAUAAGUUGCAGAACAGCUUUACAGCUUAUUUUUUAGUUGUAUUCUGCGUACAAGGAAAGCAGAAAAGCUGGUACUUUAUCUGAAAUAAAUAAUCGAAUAAAUCUGAUCGUUUUGUGAA